Molecule: messenger RNA, 1713 nt
Organism: Lethenteron reissneri (Far Eastern brook lamprey)
Lineage: Eukaryota; Metazoa; Chordata; Hyperoartia; Petromyzontiformes; Petromyzontidae
Product: zinc finger protein 501-like
Biological process (GO): regulation of transcription by RNA polymerase II
Molecular function (GO): DNA-binding transcription factor activity, RNA polymerase II-specific; RNA polymerase II cis-regulatory region sequence-specific DNA binding
Source: RefSeq, a predicted model, not a curated record
UGGGAGAAAAACGGAAAACCCAUUGGAACACCAAUGCCGACGGUGACGGCCGACGCCAGGAUAGCGGCCACGGGCUCGAAGCGGGGGCAACCCGGCUCUUGUCCCAAGAAAGGAAUCUGCUCCCCGCUGCCCUCCACGGUGGCGCAUCGCCGGCGGGGCUGCACGCUGAGCCCCAACUUUUCCAGGAGCUGACGCUCUGCAGAAUUGGCCUGAUGGAGCAAAGGCACUCAGCGCAGUUCAGUACAAGAAGGAAACAAUGCGACCAGCAUGCAAACAGCACGGAUCGUACUGGAAACUUGACACAGCACCAGAGAACACACACAGGAGAGAAACCAUUAGAGUGCUGUGUGUGUGGGAACGCAUUUUCAGAUUCAUCUACUCUUAAACAACACCACAGAACACACACAGGAGAGAAACCUUUUAAGUGCAGUGUGUGUGGGAAGGCGUUUGCAAAGUCAUCAAUUCUUAAAUCACACCAGAGAACACACACAGGAGAGAAACCUUUCAAGUGCACUGUGUGUGAGAAGGCGUUUGCACUGUCAUGCAUUCUUAAAUCACACCAGAGAACACACACAGGAGAUAAACCUUACAAGUGCACUGUGUGUGAGAAGGCGUUUGCAUGGUCGUUCAUUCUUAAAUCACACCAGAGAACACACACAGGAGAGAAACCCUUCAAGUGCACUGUGUGUGAGAAGGCAUUUUCAUUGUCAUCAUAUCUUCAGACCCACCAGAGAACACACACAGGAGAUAAACCUUUCAAGUGCACUCUGUGUGGGAAGGCGUUUGCAUUGUCAUCAAAUCUUAAGAUCCACCAGAGAACACACACAGGAGAGAAACCUUUUAAGUGCACUCUGUGUGGGAAGGCGUUUGCACAGUCACCACAUCUUCAAAGACACCAGAGAACACACACAGGAGAUAAACAUUUCAAGUGCAUUGUGUGUGGGAAGGCGUUUGCACAGUCAUCACAUCUUCAAAGACACCAGCGAACACACACAGGAGAUAACCCCUUCAAGUGCAGUGUGUGUGGGAAGGCAUUUUUUUAUUCAUCUACUCUUAAACAACACCAGAGAACACACACAGGAGAGGAACCUUUUAAGUGCACUCUGUGUGGGAAGGCGUUUGCAAUGUCAUCAAAUCUUAAGACCCACCAGAAAACACACACAGGAGAGAAACCUUUUAAGUGCACUCUGUGUGGGAAGGCGUUUGCAAAGUCAUCCACUCUUCAGACCCACCAGAGAAUACACACAGGAGAUAAACCCUUCAAGUGCAGUGUGUGUGAGAAGGCGUUUUCAGAUUCAUCUGCUCUUCGACGACACCAGAAAACACACACAGGAGAGAAGCUCUUCAAGUGCAGUGUUUGUGGGAAAGCGUUUGCACAUUCAUCAAAUCUUAAAAAACACCAGAGAACACGCACGCAUCAGAAAAUCCACAAGAAGUGUAAUCUGAAAUCAGCUUGUGAAAGUCAAUGUGCUGCAAUGACCCCAUUAAAUUUCGAUUUAAAGCUUUCGUGACUGCAGGGAUUCAUCUUCUUGUUUCUUUCGGUAAAGUCACGUAGAAGGGAAGUAAUAAAAUAAUAAAAAUAAAACAUAAUAAAACAAUUCUCACGACGUUUCGGCUACAACGCAAGCAGCCGUCUUCAGGUGAAGAAUGAGACACUACCAAACUAGGAGCUUAUAUAUAAGCUGCAUUGGGGGUUGAAGAGCGCCUUAACAA